Molecule: messenger RNA, 1938 nt
Organism: Saccharomyces paradoxus
Lineage: Eukaryota; Fungi; Ascomycota; Saccharomycetes; Saccharomycetales; Saccharomycetaceae
Gene: CAF4
Product: Caf4p
Exons: 1
Coding region: 1-1938 (645 amino acids)
Biological process (GO): negative regulation of transcription by RNA polymerase II; mitochondrial fission
Cellular component (GO): mitochondrion; nucleus; transcription repressor complex
Molecular function (GO): protein binding
Source: RefSeq, a predicted model, not a curated record
AUGAAUUCAGGAGAUGCUAGAGGAGGAAACUCUCUGGUGACUAAACCAAUUGAAAUAAUACUUACUAAGCUGCCACAUGCUAUACUAGGGCAACAACAAUUCCAAAAAUAUAUAACGAGCCCUAUCUACAAAUUUCUUUGCAAACUACUACUGUUCAGAAAAUUGACUUGGACCGAGAGAGUAAACGAUGCCCAGAUAGGACAGAUGGGAAUUUUCUUCUUUCAAAACAAUUAUGCAGACUCUGCGACAACUUUCAGAAUACUCGCUUCUUUGGAUAAGCAACGAUACCCGCUACCCAUCGGUGCCGCUGAAACGAAUUUACCUUCUUUGUUUGAAGGAUUCAAAGCCACUGUUUCCAUUAUUCAACAAGGACUGCUGGUAGAUGAUGUAAAGGAGGCUAUCAAUAAUGAUGAGGAAGAAUACGUUCUAUUACGACAUAUUAACACUGAUUUCGUGAAUAAAACAUACUCUAGCAAUGACCUAACACGGUUACUUCAGGAUGUGAAAACUAACGUGGAAAACCUGUCAAUCAGAAAAACGUUAGAAAUGGACGAGUUGACUAGAUUAGAUUCCAUGAUUAAUGAACUAAAUUCCAGGAAAUUGAAGAUCCUGGAAAGGGUAAAAAAUAUUGAUAGUAAGUCUACCAAUCUUGAGAGUGACGUAAUACUGAUAAAGGAUAGAAUAGAUUUUAUCAAGGAAUAUAGUUUGGAAGCCAAUCAUGAAAAGAGCGUACAAAUGAAAUUGGAAGAAGAAACGUUGUUCAAAUCCUCAUCCUCUACACAAAAUAAAGAACCCGUAUCGUCGCUAAAUGAUGAUGAAACUAACGAUACAAGGUUGAAAGGUUUUUAUAAGAGGCCCCAUGAAAAAAGCCAGGCCAAAAACAAUAAAAUGAAUACUACUACAGAAUCGCAUAGUCGAAAUUCAAUGGCUUUCAGAAUGACAAUAACCCAUGGUGAGCAUGGAAACAGCAUAACCGCACUGGAUUUUGAUAUGCCAUGGGGAACGUUAUGCUCAUCAAGCUACCAGGAUCGUAUAGUAAAAGUGUGGGAUUUGAACCAUGGAGGGCAAGUUGGAGAGCUGCCUGGUCACCUCGCUACGGUCAACUGUAUGCAGCUAGAUAAGACAAACUCCAAUAUGUUAAUUACUGGAAGUAAAGAUGCCACUAUGAAAUUGUGGGACUUAAAUCUUAGUAGGGAGCUAUAUUUGGACCACAGUCCAUUGAAACAGAAUACAGAAGAGAUUAUUACACCAUGUAUCCAUAAUUUUGAAUUACAUAACGACGAAAUCACAGCCCUAUCCUUUGAUUCGGAAGCUUUAGUUAGCGGAUCUAAGGACAAGAAAAUAUUCCACUGGGAUUUGGCGACGGGGAAAUGUAUUCAACAACUUGACCUUAUUUUCACACCUACAUACAGCGACAUUAAAAUGCCUGCGCGUUCCUUAAACAAUUAUACACGUUUACCUGGCACUGAAGCACCAAUGAUAGGAGCACUCCAAUGUUACAACUCAGCAUUAGCAACAGGAACAAAAGACGGUAUUGUGCGACUAUGGGAUUUAAGAGUUGGCAAACCAGUAAGAUUGCUAGAAGGCCAUACUGAUGGAAUCACAGGUUUGAAGUUCGACUCUGAAAAACUAGUAACAGGUUCGGUAGACAAUAGUGUAAGAAUUUGGGAUCUGAGGACAAGCUCAAUACUUGACGUAAUCGCGUAUGAUUUACCCGUAUCCUCCUUAGAUUUCGAUGGUAAGUUAAUUACUGUUGGUGCAAACGAGAGAGGGGUCAAUGUCUUCAACAUGGAGCGCGAUGAGCAUUGGAUGACCCCUGAACCACCGCAUUCACUGGACGGGGAUGAGCUGAGUAGAAGAAUUGCUAUUGUAAAGUAUAAAGACGGAUUUCUCAUUAACGGGCACAACAAUGGAGACAUUAACGUAUGGACACUUUAG